GCCUUCUCUUCCCAACUGUAGAGAGAUCAAGCUAAAGAUUUUAAUUCCAUCAAAAAGCAAACGACGCAGAAAAAAUGCAGUCUGCUAAGGACAUCGCGGCUUCGGCCAAGGCUGGCAUGGAGAAAACCAAGGCCACGCUCCAAGAAAAGGGUGAGAGAAUGACGGCGCGGGACCCGUUGCAGAAGGAGAUGGCGACGGAGAAGAAAGAGGCGAAGAUCCACGAGGCGGAGCGCCGGAAGCACGAAGCGCGUCAUCACAACGCCGCCGCUGCUGAAGUCGCUCAUACCACCGGGACCGGGGUGUUCGGUGGCCACCCGACUGGGGCGGAAUACACGGCGGAGGGAAUGGGCGGCGGUGUCGGACAUCACGGCACGCACACUGGCGGCGUGGGACAUCACGGCACGCACACCGGCGGCGGCACCUAUUAGUUUGUUUAGUAAUUAAAAUUGCGAGAAUAAAUGGGUGAAUUGUUGUAACUUUAUAUACUUCUGUAAUUUUAUUUGGUAAUUAAGUUUGUACGUGUUAUUUUAA
Molecule: messenger RNA, 531 nt
Organism: Salvia miltiorrhiza (redroot sage)
Lineage: Eukaryota; Viridiplantae; Streptophyta; Magnoliopsida; Lamiales; Lamiaceae
Product: protein LE25-like
Exons: 2
Coding region: 75-428 (117 amino acids)
Biological process (GO): embryo development ending in seed dormancy
Source: RefSeq, a predicted model, not a curated record